This is a messenger RNA of Pelobates cultripes (western spadefoot toad), 153 nucleotides long. The record is from the annotation of a GenBank genome assembly. NCBI's taxonomy places the organism in Eukaryota, Metazoa, Chordata, Amphibia, Anura, Pelobatidae.
AUGCUCUCGCGGAUCACGAGAACAGAGGACCCUGCUGCUGCUGCUGCUGGAUGGGAAAUGAGUGUUCAGAGUUCUGGGCCCCUCUUCACUGCCCAUCUAAAGCUGUGCCACCAGACCACCAGGACCACCCGUCGAGGAGGACGGGAGGGACAG